Malus domestica (apple) is the source of this 813-nucleotide messenger RNA. Its product is annotated as pollen receptor-like kinase 5. Lineage: Eukaryota; Viridiplantae; Streptophyta; Magnoliopsida; Rosales; Rosaceae. Gene Ontology annotation, molecular function: protein binding. The record is from RefSeq and is a predicted model, not a curated record.
AUGGCACAUAUUCACAAAGCAUCAUAUGAUCACCAUCACUGGCUUUUCAUGCUAAUUUUCUUAGUAGUAUCAUACGUUGCUUCGUCUUCAGAUCCGACCGAGCCAGCCACCCUCCUCAAGUUCAAGUCAUUUCUAUCCAACGACAGUGCUUUGGACAACUGGACUAACGCCACAGCUCCCUGCAACGGUACACACAACCUCUGGGCAGGUUUGCUUUGUGAUGGCGACGGCAAUGUGUUCGGGUUGGCUUUAACAAACAUGGGUCUUCUGGGGAUAAUCGAUAUAGACACACUUAUGGAUUUGUCUGCCCUGAAAACCGUAAGCUUCAUGAACAAUAGCUUUGAAGGUCCUAUCCCUAGUGUGAACAAACUUAGUUCACUUACAUCAGUUUACUUGUCGUACAAUCAAUUCAAUGGUGAAAUCCCAGAUAAUUUUUUUGUUGGCAUGAAUUCCUUGAAGAAAAUUUAUCUGGAUGGGAAUGAAUUCAUGGGUAAAAUACCAAACUCGCUGGCUGCAUUGACUAAGAUUGUGGAAAUGGAUAUUCGGGGAAACCAAUUCAGUGGGAAACUACCAAAUUUUCCACAAAAUCGAAAUGCAUGGAAGACUAUGAAUGUGUCAUACAAUCGGCUCGAGGGUCCUAUACCGGCAAGCCUAAGCAAUUUCGAUGCAAGCGUUUUUGUGGGAAACAAAGGGUUGUGCGGGAAGCCUCUUGCGCCAUGCAAAUCUGAUGCAGAAAACAAAUCUGAUGCAGAAAAAUUGAGUGAUUAUAUUUCUUAUUAUCAUUAUGUAACUAGAGUUAAGGAUGACUUUUGA